AUGGUCCUGCUCAAACCUUGCCGAGCCUUCUUGCUCAGCCUCGUCCUCAUGGCAGUCUCUGCUUCAGCAUUGCCCAAAGGCAGCUCCUCUUCUUCUGAGGGUAGCAGCAAGCCCAGCAGGUGGACCUUGUUUCCGAACUUCCGAAAGUCCAAACUCGACCGCCUCCCGAGCGACCCACCCAUCAUCGAACAAGCACGAGAGCUCAUGACCGAGCACCAGUACCUCGAGAUCAAACCGCUCUGGGACCAUGCCGUCAAGCAGAAGUGGAUUCAUGGGCACAAUGGCCUUCCCAUCCAGGUCGAUGGCAAGCGUCGCAAAGCGGAAGCCGAGGCAAUCGAUCAGCUCAUGAGCAAGCUCGACCCGUUCAUCGAGGAGCUCGGCAAGAAGAUGGCCUGA
Kalmanozyma brasiliensis GHG001 is the source of this 396-nucleotide messenger RNA. RefSeq lists its product as uncharacterized. NCBI's taxonomy places the organism in Eukaryota, Fungi, Basidiomycota, Ustilaginomycetes, Ustilaginales. The coding region runs from base 1 to 396 and encodes 131 amino acids. The transcript has 2 exons. The record is from RefSeq and is a predicted model, not a curated record.